Messenger RNA from Labrus bergylta (ballan wrasse), 2310 nucleotides. RefSeq names its product calsequestrin 1a (gene casq1a). Gene Ontology annotation, cellular component: Z disc; sarcoplasmic reticulum lumen. NCBI's taxonomy places the organism in Eukaryota, Metazoa, Chordata, Actinopteri, Labriformes, Labridae. Gene Ontology annotation, molecular function: calcium ion binding. The record is from RefSeq and is a predicted model, not a curated record. Gene Ontology annotation, biological process: regulation of skeletal muscle contraction by regulation of release of sequestered calcium ion.
CAGUUGCCCAUGUGAGGUUUUUAAUAAGGUGGAUGCAGGAGUUGGUCUUGCUCUCUUCUGGGUGACGCGGAUUGGAAGGGGUUCUCCUUAGUUAAAUACAUAUAUUUUUUAACCCCUCUACAUUUAAUUUCUGAAACUGUGAAUUAAAUUAGUUUAUCUCAGAGAGGAGCCAUGAAGUGGACCUGGGUGGUUGUGGCGGUCUUGCUCUCCUUUUGUGGGCUAUCACUGGGCAAGGAGAGCUUGGACUUCCCCGAGUAUGAUGGCAAGGACCGUGUCCACGACCUCAACGCCAAGAACUAUAAGUCUGUGAUGAAGAAGUAUGAUGCCAUGGUGGUUUACUACCAUGACCAUCCCGGAUCCAGCCGCGUCGCCCAGAGACAGUUUGAGAUUGAGGAGUUGGCCCUCGAGCUUGUAGCCCAGGUCCUGGAUGAGUUUGAAGAUGAAGAUGUUGGCGUCGGCCUCCUUGAUGCAAAGCAAGACAAGGACGUAGCAAAGAAAUUAGGACUUGAUGAGUCCGACAGCAUCUUCAUCUUCAUAGAGGAUGAAGUCAUAGAAUAUGAUGGCGAGCUUGCAGCAGACACUCUUGUGGAGUUCAUCUAUGAUGUUCUUGAGGACCCAGUGGAAAUUAUUGACAAUAGUAGGGAACUGAAAGGCUUCGAAAACAUCGAAGAGGACAUCAAAUUGGUGGGCUACUUUAAGAGUCACAAGUCAGAACAUUUUGAGGCAUUUGCCGAUGCUGCUGAAGAAUUCCAUCCUCAUAUCAAGUUCUUCGCCACCUUCAAUCCCAAGGUUGCCAAGGCCUUGGAACUUAAGCCUAAUGAGGUAGACUUCUACGAGCCCUUCAUUGACGACCCAGUGGUUAUCCCAGGAAAACCUUACACUGAGGAAGAACUGGUGGACUUCAUUGAAGAUAAUGACAGACCAACCCUGAGGAAGCUGCAACCACACAACAUGUACGAGAUCUGGGAGGAUGAUGUUGAUGGUGAACAUAUCAUUGCUUUUGCAGAGGAAUCUGACCCAGAUGGUUAUGAGUUCCUUGAGAUCCUGAAGAAAGUUGCUGAAGAUAACACUGAAAACCCCGACCUCAGCAUUGUCUGGAUUGACCCUGAUGACUUCCCUCUGCUUCUGCCCCAUUGGGAGAAGACCUUUGGAAUUGACCUGUCCCACCCACAGAUUGGUGUCGUUGAUGCUGACGAUGCUGACAGUGUUUGGUUGGACAUGGAUGAUGGUGAGGACAUGCCUUCAGUAGAUGAACUGGAGGACUGGAUUGAGGAUGCUCUGUCAGGAGAAAUUGACCCUGAUGAUGAUGAUGAUGACGACGAUGACGACGAUGAUGACGACGAUGAUGACGACGACGAUGAUGACGAUGACGACGACGACGACGACGAUGACGACGACGAUGAUGACGAUGAUGAUGAUGACGACGACGAUGAUGAUGACGACGACGACGAUGAUGACGACGACGACGAUGAUGAUGAUGAUGACGACGAUGAUGAUGAUGAUGACGACGACGACGACGACGAUGACGAUGAUGAUGAUGACGAUGAUGACGACGAUGACGACGAUGAUGACGAUGAUGACGACGACGAUGAUGAUGAUGACGACGAUGAUGAUGAUGAUGACGAUGACUGGUAAAUCAUCAAGUAAUAAUAUAUUCUUCUGACCAAUGCAGUUUCAAGUCAACAUCAUCAAGUCAGAUCAUCCCAUUUUGUAUCUAGUUCUUAUUUUGAACAUGUCAGUUCAUUUUGAUAUCUCAUCUUUUCAUCAUCCUCUCUCUUCAUCUAAUAAGAACAAUAUUCCAUUACUUGUUCAUCUCUCUCCCCUACAUAUUGAGAACUCUCCAUGUAACAAAGUACUUUGUAAGAACCUGCAGUGCCUUUAUUCCCACAUGUAACACUGUCUGGUACAAUAAAAGAAGAAAUUCUUUCAAAACCUUUCCAUCUUCAGCUAUUGAUUUUCAUAUUAUUAAAGUUUUAUUUUCCAAAGUACUGUUGCAUUGUUGUAUGCAUUAUGUCUGAGUUCAUCUUUGGAGUGUGUUGCAGAUUGAAUGUGUUUUAUUUGUCCAGUUUUUCCUGUUUGCCCCAGUAUUAAAAAUAACUGAAGUCUAACCCGAAGGUGCUAGCAGGCUUUUCUGACAGUUCUGAAGUAUCACAAGCCUACUCUGUGAAACACUGUAACACUGUACACUGAAAGUGCUGCACAUCAUAUGGAUGUUUUCUACAAUGACAAAAUAUGACUACAGCCUAAUUUUAUUUUUGUAACAAGAGAAAUUUAAUUUACUGUAAAGUCUUAAAUAAAUGACAGCUUGGA